This is a messenger RNA of Marchantia polymorpha subsp. ruderalis, 4003 nucleotides long. NCBI's taxonomy places the organism in Eukaryota, Viridiplantae, Streptophyta, Marchantiopsida, Marchantiales, Marchantiaceae. The record is from the annotation of a GenBank genome assembly.
GAAGGUACAUUACAGCUUCCCGGGCGUUCUGUCCGCCCUCGGCCGGACGAGGAGGAAUCGUGGGAAGAUUCCCGCGAGCCGGCGGCGUCGUCAGCAGCGAUCGACGCCGAUGAGCAUUCGAAUUGGGGACGACACGAAUGGAAGCGAGCGAGCGAGCCCGAAUCAUUUGAAAUUGUCGAGCCGCGGUCGGGGCGGGAACUCUGCGGCCUUCUAGUCUCUCGCUUUUACUGUCAGCCUCGAAUUUCAGUGCCCGGCCUCUGGGCACUUGAUGCGGACUUUAGGGUAGUAGUUGUUGGAGCCACCGGACGAUAUGCUCGUCGGUUCUUUUCUUCUCGAUUCUGUUCGUCACAUGGCAGCAUCAACGCAAGGUGCUCUUUUGCGCCUAGUUGAAAUUGCAAGGUUUUAGGUGCCCCAUGAUUACGUGGUACAUGUCCGUUCCGCUUUUGCAGCCAUGGCUUCUGGUAUAUGUAGCUCUGCUGCUUCGCUGAAAAUUUCGCACAAGGAGGAAUGCACUUUCGGGAGUCUUUGUGGGUCCAGCUGCAGCCACGGGAAUGCGUAGAUUAUAAUCGGGGAAGUAAAGCGUCAGUUGCUUUGGCGGGACUAAGACUCACUGUUGCUGUUUCGGUUUGAUGAGAACAGUCAGUCUCAGAGAGCCUGAGGAUUAUGUCCGUGCGCUAAUUGCACGUGUAUGUAAGUCGGGGUGUUCCAGCUACGGAUUCUUUUUUCUCUGAUUCCGAAUAUGUUACCUCAAUUUGGAAGCUCUCGAUUCUUGUGAGGCUACUUGUCACUCAUCCAGCUGCGACAAUCGAUUCCACGGUUUUUUCGUUCACCAAAAGCGGGAAGAUGUGAAAUGACAGAAGUGAUCCACCUCAGCCGGCAAAGGAAGAAGUCAAGCGAGCGGGAGUUGAGAAUGUCUGGCGUGAUUUUGGAUCUGAACAGUCUGCCUGAUGAGGGUCGCCCUACCGUUGUAUACGAGUAUUCAGGGUUGCUUUCUAAAGAUGGUAUCCUGGUAUCACCUGUUGCCGUGAUUCACUUACCCAUAAGCUUGCCUAGUAAUCUGAACUUUUCAGACUUCAAACCUGCUGCAUAUUAUCCAUUAGACAACUUGCCUUCUUUCGACUUACACCCGCAAAAUCCGUCACCAAAUGCUUCCAUCCCAGAUCGACGACAUGAGUGGCUUAAAUUCACUUCUUUCCUACAUGCGAGAGACAAGGUUAUACCUAUUAUCGUCGGUGAAUGGGAACUACUUAUCAAACCACCCAAAGUACGUCCUACUGAGAAAAGCCCUCUCCGUGUCUGCUAUCGAAAGCUUCAAAAAUUUCGAGCCCCUGCAUGCGAGAUAUCACCUACUCCAUCUCCGACGGUGGCGCCUGCAUGCGAGAUAUCACCUACUCCAUCUCCGACAGUGGCACCGGCUCCGCAGCCGGUUAGCGGUAGUGUCCAUUCAAUACCUGCGGCGGACGUCGGUAGGUCGAGCGCCGAAGUUCUUGACCCACCUGAGAAUCUUCGAGACAAUUCCAAAGAAAGACGGAGUUUAGGGCAAAUGCACCCAAGCUACCUUCAAACGUUGGCGCAAUUGCAUGCUUCUUGGCAGUUCGGAGGUUUGGCAGAACUUGUAGAUAACGCGAGGGAUGCCCAAGCAACUCGAUUAAACAUUAGCAUCACCACGGUUAAAAUGAAAGGGAAAUCAGAUCUUAUGCCACUGUUACGAAUCGAGGACAAUGGGAGAGGGAUGAAUCACGAGGAAAUUGUCCGUAUGCUCCAGUUUGGUCAUAAGAUGGCAAAUCAUAAAGAUCACAAUCAUAUCGGUUACUUUGGUGUCGGAUUUAAGUCGGGAUCAAUGCGACUUGGUAGGGAUGUGAUAAUUUUGACCCAAUCGAAGGAUUCUCGCUCCAUCGGGUUUUUGUCUACCUCGUAUAACGCAGAUAAGGAGAUUUUGGAGGUACCCAUCGUCACAUAUCGAAAGGUUCACGGAAUUAUGGAGAUGGAUUUAAGUGUACAAACCGAGGAGCAAGGGCAGGCUUGUCUUCAGGCUGUGAAAACUUUUUCGCCAUUUAACGAAUUUGAAAUUGGUUCUUUCUUUGACAAAAUUGGGGAAGGCAAGGGUAACGGCACAUACAUUUUGAUCUAUAAUCUGGAUCGGUGGGGAAAGGAAUAUGCAUUACAGUGGGAUGAUGAAGAUCCGACGAAAUAUCAUACACGCCGUGAUAGAGAUAUAACAAUACGUUCAAAACGUGUACGAGCCAGACCGAGUCAAACCAGCAAGGAGAUCCCCUUGGAUUAUUCUCUUCGUUCUUAUCUGGAGGUUUUGUUCCUGGAUCCACGAAUGAUCAUAAGGAUACAAGGAUCAAAGGUUAAGACUACGAGACUUGCUCAAUCUUUGAACAAAACGUACAGAAGAAAGGGCAAUGUUUGUGGUAAAGUCAUAGAGCUUACUUUGGGACGGUCCUCAGUUGAAUAUAAUAGAGGGAACUGCGGCAUUUUUCUGUAUUGGCAUGGACGCUUGAUCGAGGCUUAUAAGAGGGUUGGCGGAAUGGUUCACAGUGCCGACGUAGGUCGUGGAGUGAUUGGAGUGAUAGACGUCACCACACUGAUGGAAGAUGAUCAUGGAACUAAAGUUUUAAACACCAAGCAGUCAUUUGAAGAUUGUGAAGAGUAUGCCAUAUUAGAGAAGUGGCUUGGGGAUAUUUUUAACGAUUAUUGGUACCGCUAUUUUGAUAACUUGGAAGUGGUCAGUGAGACGAAUGACGGUCAAGCUCAUUUCGAGCCUGAUCGAGAAUGGGUUCAAUGUGAUAAGUGUCGGAAGUGGAGGAAACUCCCUGGAGGUGUUCACACUAGUGACCUGCCUGAAGAAUGGUUUUGUUACAUGAAGCCCUACGCCAAAACUUGUAGUGAGCCAGAGGAACAGGCAGAGAACGAUAUUGUCACAGUUGGUGUAAAUCGAACAAACGUGCCCACACCGCCUGUGAAUCGAACAAGCGUGCCCUCACCUCCUAUUAAUCGAACCAGCGUGCCCACACUUGUUGUGGAAUCAACGAGCAAUCCCACCACGUCUUCGCGGAUUUUUCCAAAAUCGGAGCCAGAUGUUGAAGAUGACGACCUUUCAACUCCAAUUGGAACUCUUUUCAAGCGACAAGCUAGAAGAUCUGUAGUAGGUGUUGCAGCAACAACGCAGGUACCUGCUGUACGAGCUCCAGAAUCUCCUUCUCCAAAGCAGGGUAAUAUGUCACCAAUCAGGAAGAGGUUAAGGAAAAGAAAGUGAUUUGUUUAUUGAGGCUACCAAAUUGCUGUAAGAUUCCAAGUCCCAUCAGAGCGUUGACCACACCAGAUCGGCAGCUUGUAAGUAAGGAUGAGUGUAAUUGUCAUCAGUGUCACUGUGACAUCAGGGUUGUACACCUGCGGGGCUGUAAACACUAUCCUGUGCUCAACUUUUCUUUCUGGCGCCACCUUAUCAACGUGUGCACCCACACUUGUAAAACCUGGGGAGCUCACCGGGUACACGCUCGGGACUGUUCACCUGUCCUAAACGGGGCUUUAAUGACCAGAUCAUGUGCUGUCCUCAUAUAUUAAGAGCGUAAUUGCAACCAGGUUCGAUCUCGGUAUCAAAUUAUGUUGCAUGUAGGAGGUCUUGUUCGCUGUCUUAAUUCUCUUACGGUGGUUGUUACUGAAGUCCAGUUUGGAUACUAUCAUUUGGCACACUGAGGAGAGCACUGUACAUAUAGCAUUCUUGCCACUCAAAUCAGAAUGGCCCGAAUAGUCACAGAAGCAGCCCUCGCUGCGUGCUUACUCCAAUGUAAACCGAGUUGAGUUCCAGAUAACAGUACAUGUAGGUUCAGGAGAUGCACUGGGUGGUGGAAUCCACCCCCUCGACAGAAGAGAUCUUUUUGUAGCCAAGUUCAUUUGGAACUUGGAUUUCAACCUGUUAGUCUGGCCAAGGGUGACAUACAUGGUCACGAUGUUUCUCAUUUGGGUAUGAGCCACCCUAUGUAAGUAUAUCUGGCUG